This is a messenger RNA of Magnolia sinica, 1459 nucleotides long. RefSeq names its product tyrosine--tRNA ligase 1, cytoplasmic-like. The record is from RefSeq and is a predicted model, not a curated record. Bases 82 to 1257 code for a protein of 391 amino acids. Gene Ontology annotation, biological process: tRNA aminoacylation for protein translation. Gene Ontology annotation, molecular function: ATP binding; tyrosine-tRNA ligase activity. Lineage: Eukaryota; Viridiplantae; Streptophyta; Magnoliopsida; Magnoliales; Magnoliaceae. The transcript is spliced from 10 exons.
AACCCUGGAUAUAUAACGCUCGCGCAGCUUCCUUCCAAAACCCCUCUGCAAACCAUAGAAACCAGCGUCUCACAGUCAGAGAUGGCCGACGAAUCAGCGAAUCCAAACCCCACCGUCAAAGACUCUCACCAGAUCCAAUGCUUAUCGUUGGAUUCUCGAGAUGAAGGCGAAUCCUAUUCUUCAAGCGAUGCGAGACCUGUGGCCGAGUUGACAUUGGAAGAGAAAUUCAAGAUCAUAAGGAGCAUCGGAGAAGAAUGCAUACAAGAAGAUGAGUUGCUGAAUCUUCUUGCAAUGAAGAAGGAUCCGAUAUGCUACGACGGGUUCGAACCCUCUGGUAGAAUGCAUAUUGCCCAGGGUGUUAUGAAGGCAAUAAACGUGAACAAGCUGACAUCUGCAGGAUGCAAAGUGAAGAUCUGGAUUGCAGAUUGGUUUGCCCAGCUGAACAAUAAAAUGGGCGGUGACUUGAAAAAAAUCCAAAUCGUCGGCCGUUAUCUGAUUGAGAUUUGGAAAGCUGUGGGAAUGGACCUUGAUAGAGUAGAGUUUUUGUGGUCCUCAGAAGAAAUUAACAAGAAUGCCAUUGUGUACUGGCCUCUCGUAAUGGAUAUAGCUCGAAGGAACAAGCUUCCAAGGAUCCUAAGGUGCUGUCAAAUCAUGGGUCGGAGUGAGCAGGAUGAAUUGACGGCAGCACAGAUUUUCUACCCAUGCAUGCAAUGUGCUGACAUAUUUUUUCUGAAGGCUGACAUCUGCCAGUUGGGCAUGGAUCAGCGUAAAGUGAAUGUACUGGCAAGAGAGUACUGUGACGACAUCAAAAGGAAGAGGAAGCCUAUUAUCUUGUCACAUCACAUGUUGCCUGGUCUACAGCAAGGUCAAGAGAAGAUGUCAAAAAGUGACCCAUCAUCUUCAAUCUUCAUGGAGGAUGAUGAGGCUGAAGUGAAUGUGAAGAUAAAGAAGGCAUACUGCCCUCCAAAGUUUGUGGAAGGAAACCCAUGUUUGGAAUACAUCAAGUACAUCGUUUUCCCAUGGUUUGGAAAGUUUGAGGUAGUACGCGAUGAGAAGAAUGGUGGGAACAAGACAUUCACCAGCAUUGAGGAACUGAUAGGUGACUAUGAAAGGGAGGAAUUACAUCCUGCAGAUGUCAAGCCUGCACUUUCAAAGGCAUUAAAUAAGAUUUUGCAGCCAGUACGGGAACACUUCAAAAACAACACUGAAGCCAAUAAUCUAUUGAGAACUGUAAAGGCUUACAAGAUUACCAAGUGAUUUAGAAGAGGCUGAUUACAGGUUGCUCUCCUCAGAAGGCAGUUAUAAUAGAUUGUUGGUGGAUUAUUUCAUAACUAACAGAAACAAAUCUCAUAUUUUCAAUCAGCUAUCAUUUUCUGAAUAUUUGAUGGGUUAUGCAUUUGAACACCCUAUUUAUUUGACCAUUGAUUUUGCUUGCAAUAGUCCAUAUAUUGUUUCUUCA